Solea senegalensis (Senegalese sole) is the source of this 3966-nucleotide messenger RNA. It is a transcript of the gene ankrd24, whose product is annotated as ankyrin repeat domain 24. Bases 87 to 3440 code for a protein of 1117 amino acids. Lineage: Eukaryota; Metazoa; Chordata; Actinopteri; Pleuronectiformes; Soleidae. The transcript has 23 exons. Gene Ontology annotation, molecular function: actin binding. The record is from RefSeq and is a predicted model, not a curated record.
CGGCAGCUAAUGGACAGAGGAGACACUCACCUGGAGCAGGACUGUCCUCCACAGAUUUCAGUGUAUCUGCUGAGACAGAGGCUAUCAUGAAGAGUCUGAAGGCAAAGUUUAAAAAGAAUGAGAGUCAGGACUGGACCAAGAGUGAUGAGAGACUCUUGCAGGCUGUGGAGCAGAAUGAACCUGACAAAGUCUCUGCUCUCAUCAUCAAAAAAGGUCUCUGUCCCACCAAGCUUGACACUGAGGGCAAGUCAGCUUUCCACGUCAGUGUUUCCCGAGGCCGACUAGAAUGUCUGGAGGCAAUCAUCUCUAAUGGAGCAGAUCUCAACAUACCUGAUGGUGCUGGCUUCAGCGCCCUCCACCUUGCGGCCAAAUAUGGUCAGUCAGAGUGUUUGAAGAGAUUGUUACAGGAGAGGUUGGCAGUAGACUGCACCGACGGCAUCGGCAGGACACCACUUCACCAUGCUGCGGUCAGUGGCUGCUUGUCCUGUACUGAGACGCUGUGGGAUUUUAAAGCCAAUCUGGAUGUCCAAGACAGUGAAGGUUCCACGCCUCUGAUCUUAGCAGCACAGAUGAGCAGAGUAGAGCUUUGUGUGUUCCUGUUGCAACGAGGUGCCAAUGCAAACAUCCAGGACAACCAGGGAAGAUCUGCAUUAAUGCUGGCCUGUGAGAGUGACAGUGUUGAGACCGUAGAGGCACUGCUGAGAGGCGGAGCUAACACACAACUGGUUGACGCCCUAGGACACAAAGCCACCGACUACAGUGCAGCCAUUGGCAACCAGCAUGUGGUACAGAUGCUGCGGGACGGAGUACCUCCAGCUUCUGAGGGCUCGGGUGAGGAGCCCCCCCAAGUCCCCUCAGGCGCCUCAUCAGUGCAAGGGGGGACUACCCCCCGCAAACGGAAAGCUCCGCCACCACCCCGUUCUCCUCUACAGGGUUUUUCACCCUCUCCACAGCUACCGAGUCCUGCUCCCCGAGGCAAGUCCCCUGAACCUCAGUCUCUCUCCCCGUCUCCCCAGCCUCCAGAAUCACAGCUAUCAGCCCAGGUGGAAGACGAGGAGGUGUUUGAGGAGAUCCGACGGCUCCGUCUGGAAAGAGGCCGUCUGCUCCAGAAGAUCAAAGCCUUUGAGCAACAGCAGCAGAGCGCCAUCUCUGCCUUGGAAGAGUUGUCCCACCUAAAGCAGCGUCUCACUGAGGCGGAGGCAGAGAGAGACAAGCUGCUCGAGGAGCUGAAGGGAGGUCACGGUUUAGGCGCCAGUGACUCGGAGGACAUGGAUGAAAUGUUGGACUUCACUGAGAAGCUGCUCUCCAAGCGCUCCAGAGCCUCCCCUGCUCAGGACGAGGACACCGAGUCAGCCAGUUCCUCCCCUGCCCCUGCAGACCCAGGAACGGUUGCUGAGCUGCGUAAACAAAUAGAGAAGCUCACCUCACAGAACUCUGAGCUAGUUCUUAAAGUACAGAUGUUGGAAAUGUUUGAGAAGGAUGAUACAGACAUGCAGACCUCAAGCCCAGACUCCAUCCCUUUAGUCCAGUAUGAGACCCUGAGGAAGGAGUUUGAAAUCCUGCAAGAGCGCUUCUCUCAGGCCAAAGCUUCAGUCGAGACUUCCCGUGUGGCAGAGUGUGGUGAUGACAGGUCUCAGCGAGGAAGCACAAACGCAGAGAGCACAGACGCCUUAAAGGAGAAGCUGCGUGUGCUGGAAGAACAGUUGGCCUCCUCCCAGUCUGAGCUGGAGGAGCUGAAGGAGCAUAUGCGCCUUGGGGUGCUCUCUGUGGAGUGUGCUGAGGGGGAUACAGACGUGGCAGGUGCUAGGUCUGAAGGAGGGUCUGGAGCUGCAGAGGAGGGUGCGAGUAAAGAGGCACAGCAGCUGAGGGCCAGGGUGACGGAGCUGGAGGAGGAGCUUGCUAAAACACAGGGCGAGGACGGGGGUCAGAGCAGCCAGGACAGUAACACAAUCAAACAGCUGACAGAGAAAUUAAAGGAACUCCAGGCUUCUCUGGCACAAAAAGAGUCUUUGAGAGACGAGGGGGCGAAAGACGGCGAAAGAAAAGAGACUGAAAUAGUGAAGGGCCUUCGUGACAAAGUGGCUGAGUUGCAGGCAGCCCUGGCAGAGAGCAGGCUAUUGGGGAAAGAGGGAGGAGCAGCGGGAGAUGGAGAUCAGGUUCGUCGUCUCCAGGAGCGCGUGGGAGACUUGGAGGGGCAGCUGAGGACGUGUGUGCCACGCACCGAGCUGGAGGAGGUGCAGGUGACUCUGGGCCUCCAGUGUGAGCAGCUGGCCAGGGAAAGGGCAGACGUGGCCCGGAGGCUAAACGAUGCCCUCCUGGAGCUGGAGAGAGUCAGGCCUCCACAACGUGGCGAUGAUGACGAGGAGGAGGAAGAUGAGGAGCACUCCUUGAGCUCAGAGCCCUCAGUCAUAUCAGAUCACUCGAGACGCACCUUGGCAGUAGUGAGAGAAGAACUGGAGGUGGCAAGACAGGAAGCAGCCCAGGCUCUGGAUUGCCUGUGCGCAGAGCGAGAGGGCAGGGCACAGGAAGCGCUGCACCUCAAAGAUGCAGUGUCUCUCUCGAAGCACAGAGAGGCAGUGUCUGCAGUGUCAGAACAGCUAGCCCAGACAUUACAGGAGCUCCAGGAGGAGAAAAGUGUUCGUAGAGAGGCCGAGGAGCUGGCUGCGUCACUAGAGGCCAAACUGCAGACCAUACAGGAUGCCAUAUCCAGAGAGGAGCAUGAGAAAAUAAAGGCAGCGCUCCAGCACUCCCUGCAGGCCAGUGAGAGCAGUGCAAAAGCAAUGCAGGACGCUCUGACUGAGAAAGAGAUGGAGCUGAGAGAGCUGAAGUCUCAGAAGGCGGCAGAACAGGGUCUGAUCUCUAAGGAGGACCACGAGGCCCUGCGGCUCGCUCUGCAGGCCGAGAUCAACGCCGCCACGGCACGUUUCAACGACCUCACUCGCAAACAUGAGAAGACGUGCACUGAGGUGUUCCAGGUGCAGAGGGAGGCUCUCUUUAACAAGAGUGAGCGGCAGGUUGCAGAGACCCAACUGGCCACAGUGCAGCAGCAGCUAACUGAGCUAAAGGCACAAUCGAACCACGUCCAGGAACUCCAUAAGAACAUCCAGGAAUCCCAGGGCCUGGUCAAGGAGAAGGACCGUAAGAUAACAGAGCUGUCCAAGGAGGUGUUCCGCUUAAAGGAGGCUUUAGGAGCUCUCUCGCCUCCUCUCGGCAUCACAUCCUCCUCCUCAUCCAUUCACCCUGGCAACCCUGGACAGCAAAUGGCCCUGCAGAACAGAAUCUCUAUACUGAACCAGCAGCUCCAGGAUUGGGAGAGAAAGCAUAAACAGGUGGUCACUGUGUACCGUUCCCAUCUGCUGGCAGCUGUGCAGGGUCGAAUGGAUGAAGAAGUGCAGCAGCUGCUUCUCCAAAUCCUGAGGAUGACACAGCAAGGACACUAAGGACUGAAGAGGCCUCUUGGAUGAGAGGUGAAAUGUCUGCAGCUAAACUCAAGCAUGUCUAAUUGCCUAUAUCUACAUGUCUCUCUAUGCAUCCUUCUUCACGGUGAAGCAGCUCCGUCUAGAAAGCCAAAUACAACUGAUCUGUGAUCACACAUAGCUGCAUGCAUAUACAGUAAUACAGUCACCCAAACAACAGAGCUUUGACUGAUGUGGAGUAGUUCUGCUGUAUGUUAAUUACAUAUCAGGGAUUUGUGGCAAAAAGUGAAUGUGAAUGCAGAUGUUGGUGUUUCAUAGAAUCAGAUGCACUGGUUGUGUGACAAGGGAAUUGAUUUUUAUAUUAUGUUGUUAUAAUAAAAAAAAGAAGAAAAAGAAACUGUUUUGCUUUUUGACCCUGCACAAAUACCACUGAUUGAACACCAUUGUUUUUGAAAGCAGCAGCUUCUACACUGUGUCUCAUAGCUAUUUUGAGUGAUGGAAAUCUGAGGCAUGAAUUUGGCUUUAGCAUGUGUAUUAAAGGUUGCACAGC